GAUCCUCAAUGGGUAGCGUCGGCCAAGCAAGGAAAGUCGUUAGAGCCUGCAAGACCGGGACCGAAGACUCUCCUUCCCCCUGAGGGGGAAAGCCAUAUCUACGACUGGGUGGUUGGGCGGCAGCUAACUGGCUUCCCCGCCGACCGACGGCAGAUUUUGCGCAAAGCCAAGGAGGUGGCUUUGCUGGUUUGUGCCCAGAGCGUUGGGGACGGUUGGUAUCGGCGCUUCCUUGAGCGCCAUCCGACGCUCGCCAAGCGAUCCGCUCAAUCGCUCUCG
Molecule: messenger RNA, 276 nt
Organism: Phytophthora sojae
Lineage: Eukaryota; Oomycota; Peronosporomycetes; Peronosporales; Peronosporaceae
Exons: 1
Source: RefSeq, a predicted model, not a curated record